Molecule: messenger RNA, 5748 nt
Organism: Pogona vitticeps (central bearded dragon)
Lineage: Eukaryota; Metazoa; Chordata; Lepidosauria; Squamata; Agamidae
Gene: AREL1
Product: apoptosis resistant E3 ubiquitin protein ligase 1
Biological process (GO): ubiquitin-dependent protein catabolic process; protein polyubiquitination; negative regulation of apoptotic process
Cellular component (GO): cytoplasm; cytosol
Molecular function (GO): ubiquitin protein ligase activity
Source: RefSeq, a predicted model, not a curated record
GGCCUUUCCACCGAGGGGGGGUGCGCUAGGAGAGCUCGCGGCUGCUGGGCUGGAGCCGUCCUGCACCGAAAUCUCCAAACAAGUUUUUUUUGAAGGCUGCAUGGUGUGACAAUGCAAAAUGCCCCUUCUUGGAAUGGUCAACUCGUUGAUGUGCAGGAUUCCUCUCCUGUGAACCCGUACUUCACGUUCCAGGUUUAUCUGUCUCAAUGAUGAUCUGGCAGCCAUCCCCUCUUGCUGACAUUUCUGUGGUUUCUGCAUGGUGAUCAAAUGUGCUGAGGAAUGGACACUCCCUUACUGUCUUUUAGGGCAUGGGAGUUCAUAUAAAGAUGCAGCUGUGAUCCUCGGCUGUGUUUCUCAUUGAAGGGACCUAAUGUUUUACGUUAUUGGUGGGAUCACAGUAUCUGUGGUAGCUUUUUUUUUCACCAUUAAGUUCCUGUUUGAGCUUGCCGCACGUGUAGUCAGCUUCCUCCAACAUGAGGAUCGGGAGCGCAGAGGAGAGCGGACCAUUUAUGACUACGUGCGAGGCAACUACUUGGAUCCCCGCUCUUGCAAAGUGUUCUGGGAUUGGAAGGACCCCUAUGAAGUGGGCCACAGCAUGGCCUUCCGAGUGCAUUUAUUCUAUAAGAAUGGACAGCCCUUCCCUGCUCAUCGUCCUGUUGGGCUACGUGUCCACAUCUGUCACGUGGAGCUAGCAAUUGAUAUUCCUGUUACCCAAGAAGUACUUCAGGAGCCCAGUUCCAAUGUGGUGAAGGUAGCAUUCACUGUGCGCAAGGCUGGGCGCUAUGAGAUCAGUGUAAAGCUUGGAGGCUUGAAUGUGGCAUAUAGUCCUUAUUACAAAGUCUUUCAGCCAGGAAUGGUAGUUCCCUCCAAAACCAAAAUUGUUUGCCAUUUCUCCACCCUGGUGCUGACUUGUGGGCAGCCACAUACUUUGCAGAUAGUUCCUAGAGACGAAUAUGAUAAUCCUACCAGUAACUCAGUAUCGCUGAUAGAUGAGCACAAUUAUAGCCUUUCAAUCCAUGAGUUUGGUCCCCAAGAAGAAGAGCCUUCUGAUGUUUUGUUUGAAAAAUCUGUGUUGUUGAAUCGGCAAACUUGUCAAGUUUUCCUGAGACUCACCCUACUCCGUAGGGGAUGUUUCCGUGCCUGCAUCGCCUACCAAAACCAGCCUAUUAGCAAUGGAGAGUUUGAUAUAAUUGUUCUAAGUGAGGAAGAGAAGAAUAUUGUAGAGCGAAAUGUUUCUACCUCAGGGGUCAGUAUCUACUUUGAGGCCUAUCUUUAUAAUGCAAGUAGCUAUGCCAACACCCAAUGGCAUCUUCCACCCCUGCAUUUGGGUUCCUCUCAGCGUCGACCUUCCACUGCUACUGAAGAUGAGGAUGAAGACUCUCCUUCUGACAGCCAGACCCCUGAGAAAGUGAAGAAACCAAAAAAAGUGUACUGUUAUAUUUCACCCAAGCAAUUCUCGGUAAAGGAGUUCUACUUGAAGAUCAUUCCUUGGCGUCUCUUUACCUUCAGAGUGUGUCCUGGCACCAAGUUUUCUUAUCAUGGGCCUGAUCCUGUACACAAGCUGCUGACGCUGGUGGUGGAUGAUGGGAUUCAGCCUCCUGUGGAACUCAGCUGCAAGGAGAGAAACAUCUUGGCGGCUACUUUCAUUCGCUCUCUGCAUAAAAAUAUAGGAGGCUCAGAGACCUUUCAAGACAAAGUCAACUUCUUCCAUAGGGAGCUUCGUCAGGUGCAUAUGAAGAGACCCCAUUCCAAAGUAACUCUGAAAGUCAGUCGCCACAAUCUUUUAGAAUCGUCUCUGAAAGCAACACGGAAUUUUUCUGUUUCUGACUGGAGCAAAAACUUUGAAGUCAUUUUCCAGGAUGAGGAAGCUUUGGACUGGGGGGGUCCUCGCAGAGAGUGGUUCGAAUUGAUCUGUAAAGUCCUCUUUGACACUACCAAUCAGCUUUUUACCCGCUUCAGUGACAACAACCAAGCAUUGGUGCACCCUAACCCCAACCGUCCUCCUCAUCUGCGGCUGAAGGUGUAUGAAUUUGCAGGGCGCUUGGUUGGGAAGUGUCUGUAUGAGUCAUCUUUGGGAGGGGCUUACAAGCAGUUGGUGAGAGCUCGCUUCACCAGAUCUUUCUUGGCUCAGAUCAUAGGUUUGCGGAUGCAUUAUAAGUAUUUUGAGACAGAUGAUCCAGAGUUCUAUAAAUCUAAAGUUUGCUUCGUCCUGAAUAAUGAUGUGAGUGAGAUGGAGCUAGUCUUUGCUGAAGAAAAAUACAGCAAAUCGGGACAACUUGAGAAGGUGGUUGAGCUGGUAACUGGUGGUGCACAAAUGCCGGUAACAAAUGAGAACAAAAUGUUCUACCUAAAUUUGCUUGCACAGUACAGACUGGCCAAUCAGGUUAGAGAGGAAGUGGACCACUUCUUGAAAGGUCUCAACGAACUGGUUCCUGAAAACCUCCUAGCUAUUUUUGAUGAAAAUGAACUUGAGCUGCUGAUGUGUGGUACUGGAGAUAUCAGUGUCUGUGAUUUCAAAGCGCAUGCUGUAGUAGUGGGUGGUUCUUGGCAUUUCCGAGAGAAGGUUAUGCGGUGGUUUUGGACAGUGGUCUCCAGUUUCACACAAGAGGAGCUGGCCAGGCUGUUGCAGUUCACCACUGGUUCUUCUCAGUUGCCUCCUGGAGGAUUUGCUGCACUUUGUCCAUCUUUCCAGAUUAUUGCAGCUCCGACGCACAGUACACUGCCAACGGCCCAUACUUGUUUUAACCAGCUGUGCCUCCCAACUUACGAUUCCUAUGAAGAGGUGCACAAGAUGCUACAAUUGGCCAUCAGUGAGGGCUGUGAAGGUUUUGGCAUGCUCUAACUCCCCAGAAGGAAUCCAUCUAACUUUCUGAAUUCUUCAGGGCAAGAUCCAGCCUCACGUCACUGCUCCAGUCUCACAUCCACCCUCAGGGCAAAGGAGAACAGAACAGAGGCAUUAUGAAAACAGAAACAUCAGUCUCUGGCAUUACACAGGCCUCCCCCUGUCUGAAGUCUGUAUUUGGGAGCAUAUCUUGCCCCUUUCCCUUCCCGGCAUGGUACAUGAAAUGGGGUCCAUAUUUUUGGAUGACAUGGUACUUCACAUGGUUUCUGGUUUUCUGAAAUGGGGAGGGGGGAAGCUCAUAGGCAGAAAUGGGUAUUUAGUACAGAAGAAAAGCUGUAACUUGCAGUAUUCUUGUUGCUAUGGGGAUGAGGAAAUAGUAUAGAGCUCUGAAUCCCCAGAUUAUGGGAAGCCUUAAUAUCUUUCCAUGCCUUGGCCCAAGUUUUCACAUAAAUAAUAUCCCUUUAACUUGGAUUUUAUGAGAGGGUAUAAUCUCCCUCCCUUCCUUUUGGUACCUGGUCCUUUAAGGCUUUUAAUUCUCUUAGGCACCUUGCACUGUGUGCUGCCACUUCUUGAUUUUUUUUCUGGAAAAAGCAGCAUUUCUGUCAUGAGCACAAGUGCUGGCCCCCACAGUGACAUUAUUCUACCUCCGCCAGGAGCUGGCAACAGGAUGUAUUUCUUUAGUGGCAGAGGCUUCUGCUGGUCUCUGACAUUGAACUGGAAAAAGGAGUUUCUCCUCCAUUUGUAGUUUCUGAUAGUGAGCUACCUGUUUUCUCUACCAUUCCCUAAUUCCCCUUUCUCAGAGAAGAUUGUUGUAUACACCUGAGGUCUCAUACAUAUCCCAGUAUCAACCUUUUGUGUUACUAAGAAAGCAAUGGUGGUAGGUCAAGAGGCAAUGCCAUUACUGUGUGCAUCAAAUGUACAUUUGUAUACAAGUACAGUGGAGUGAUGAGUAUUGAAUCGGGCCCAGUACCUCGGUCUCUCCCAGUCCACAGAGUCUGGUUAUUGUCUCUACCACAUAGCAGCAAGAGUAUUAUUUCUCUAGCUUGCUUCAGUCAGAGAGUUGUUCAAUAAGGUUUCAAUACUUGUACCCUCCUUUCAUUCUAGUUGCUCCGCGUUCUGUGUCUUGAGCAUUCUAUGGUAUUAAAAUAUGAAAUUAGAACUACCUAAAUGGGCAUAAAAGACAUGAAUCCACAGAACAGCAUGCUGCACUAAUCAUUCUUCAGGCCAUGAGAGAGUGACAGUAUAAACUGCUGCAUCUAACCAAUCAUCUCUUAAUUUUGGUUACAUCCUUUUCUUCACUCCCAUUUCCUUGGCAGUAAUGGAGUGGGAAAGCAGGGAUCUUCAUUGGCAACCUAGCCAAUCAGCUUUUGUUAGCAAACCCAAAAUCUGAUUGGAUUGUAAACGGAACAUAUUUGUACCAACAGGACAUUUCUCCUGGUCAACAGUGAGAGAUGGUGGUGGCUAGUUACUUCAUGAGAGGAGCUUAAAAUGUCAUUGCUUGCAUCGAGGGUGCCCUUCCUACCAAAGCUGGAAUUUCGGUUUGAUAUCGCAUAAAAGCAAACAUAGAAAUUGCAGUUCACAAUUGUUCCAGAUUUUCCAACCCAGUAGUUCUGCCACAGAUUGGGGCUACAACAUUCUUGAGAACUCAAGUAGGCAUGUCUUGCUAUCACUACUUUUUUAAAGGUAGGUGUGUGCUUUUCCAGCAUAAGCCAAAUCAUAUACAAAUUAGAAGAAUGACAGUUUUCGAACCUGCUUCAAUAGAACUUUUUAUCUUGGAUUUUUCUUUAGCCGAAUGCAUAUUAUAUUUGUACAGAAAUCCAAGCCAUUGUUUUGCCAAAAUGUUUAGAACUCUGAGUAUUGGGACAACUCAGGGAUUCCCUCCCCUUUUGUGGCAUUUUUAGAGACCACCACUGUAUUUUCCUUCAUGGCAGAUGUGUUUACUCCUUCAAGCAGUUGUUCUCUGAAAAAGCUUGUACAUGCCACCUUACUGCAGAAGGGUGGCUUCUGUGAUCAGUGCAGUCUUGGCUCCCAAAUGCCUUUUGACUCUACCCACUGCUCUCUGCAGGGACCAAAAGGAGAUUAUGCUGUGCAGCUCAACUAGUUUGAUGGUUGAGGGGGUUGCUGCUUGGUGCUGUUCCAGCCCUUUGUCUUGUUCCCUAGCCUGCCGAAGGCUUGUCCAGCCAUGGCUCAAGGUUGGUUCUGCUACAUCUUCCUCAGGAAUCCCCUCCUUCUCAAAAGCUCAGCUGUUUUUAUACUGCGAACUGAGUGGCUGGUUAUUCAAGCAGACAUCGUCUGUUUGAAACCACUCUCCUAAUUUAUGUAUUUGGCACUUCUUGCCUCUCUGCAGAUGCCAAGGAUUUUCUUUUUACACAAGCACAGUCAGAGCAGUGGUGGAUGCUGCUAGUUCUUAGCUAACGAUGCUACUUGUAUGUGUGCUCCUAGUUGCUCCCAUCAUUAGCAGGGUCCGUUUCCCCCACUGCUUUAUAGUUCCAACUAUUUUCCUAAACUUUGCUUCUUGUUCAUUCCUAACCUUGUAUGUUGCCCUGAUUCCUGUGUGUGGGCCAUGGAACAGGCUCUGCUCUAGCCAUCGGUAGUGUGUGUAUGGAAAUUAUGAAAAGGUUUCUCCCUUUUCCUUCACCCUUGUUUGUUCCAUCUAAUGUUCAAUGCAUCCGUUUCCAGGAUAGAGGCUAGGCUUGUGUUACAGCCUCGCAUAGGCUUCUAUCCUCUUAAACAGCUGUGAGUACUACAGGACUUGGUCCACUUCUGCAAAUUGCAUGCUUUAGAAACCAAGACCUAUUACUUUAGCUUGGCCAGGGCCUGUUUCCAGUUAGGCAGCUCUAGAAAGAAGUCAGCAAGAAUUAUGUAAGCCUCUAAUAGAUGAUUGUGUAAAUAGUUUGUACAAUAAA